Messenger RNA from Hippoglossus stenolepis (Pacific halibut), 2368 nucleotides. RefSeq names its product suppressor of cytokine signaling 1-like. The transcript has 4 exons. The record is from RefSeq and is a predicted model, not a curated record. Gene Ontology annotation, molecular function: 1-phosphatidylinositol-3-kinase regulator activity. Gene Ontology annotation, biological process: phosphatidylinositol phosphate biosynthetic process. Lineage: Eukaryota; Metazoa; Chordata; Actinopteri; Pleuronectiformes; Pleuronectidae. Gene Ontology annotation, cellular component: phosphatidylinositol 3-kinase complex. Bases 352 to 1113 code for a protein of 253 amino acids.
UUAUUGCGCUAGUGCUGGAGGCGCGGACACGUCUCAUUCUCCACCUCCUCCUUCAACCUCCAUGUAAAGAGAAAGUAAACAUGUUUCUAGUCUAAAUGAACCGUGAGUCUGUUCAGGAGAGAAGCCGGAGCUCCUGAAUGACCCUGAACCAGGCUCCGACUCCCAGGUAUCACAGAUGAAGCUUCUUCAGCCUCUGCUUCACUCCGGCACUUUGUGCUAAUGUUGAUGAAUCCUGAUUCCAAAUCUCAAGCUGUCGUUUAAACAACAUGGAGUCGCAAAGCGGUCUGAGCGGCAAAUGACCAGCCAGGACGGUGUCAGCGAUGGAGGCCCUGCCGCCAAAAAGUGGAGGAAAUGGUGCAACCGAUGGUCAAGAAAAGGAUUCUCCUGUGUAGGAUGGUCAGAGACAAACCGGAUAAACCAGUUGAACAAAGCCCAAAAGAUAAGUGUGCAGCGGAGACACAGAGUCAACACCCCGAAGAACCUGUCGGCCCCGAACAGAACCCAGAGCACGUCGGACCAGCCUGCCAAGAGUUGAAGGAGAGGCAGCUUGAGUCAGUGCAUUGGAACAACGGAGAUGAAGACCCUGAACCCUGGCUCCAGCUGGUUACCGGAGGCGGCGCUGACUGUUUGCCCACACACCUGCGUCCGUUCAGCAGCCAUGCAGAGUACAAACUGGUGAAAAGCACGUACCUGCAGCUCAGACAAAGUGGCUACUACUGGGGGCCGAUGACCAUGGAGGAGGCGCACGAAAUACUGACACACUCAUUACUGGGCACCUUCCUUAUCAGAGACAGCGGCCAGCCGGACGUCUUCUUCACCCUGAGUUACCAAAGCGAGGACGGCCCGACGAGCGUCCGCGUCCAGCUGAACGACCUCCUCUUCAGUCUGCAAGGCAGCCAGAAGAAGUAUCCGUCCCUGUUCGCUCUGCUCACCUACUACACCAGCUCAUCCUGCAAGCUGACGGUGCCCUAUCGGCGGCAGCGUCCAGAGAGCCUGAGGCAGACGUGCAGGAGGGCGUUUGUUCGUACGUACGGAGCGGAGAAUAUAGGCAGCUUACCUGGACUGAGCCGUCAAGUUAGAAACUAUCUUCACGCGUACCCGCACUGUACAUAGACGCACGUGUGGACCCAGGGCCUGUUGCUGCAUCAAGAUUGUUGUUUGGGUUUUGUACGUUAAAAAAUAAACAUUCUGUAUUUGUGUGUUGGCCCGGCAAUGGGGCACAGUGGUUUGCACCCUCACCUCACAGCAAGAAAAGUAGAGGUUUGAACGACAGUUUGGCCGUCUUGUAUUUUCUCUGUGUGCCAACAUGCGAGGGAGGUGAAAGGGAUCUAGUGGCAGAAAUUGAAUGUAAAAUAAUCCUGGUGAUGUUUUCACGAGUGCGUUUCAUUUUAAUUGUACGAAUUGUUGUUAUCUUUACUCUAGAAUGGGCCCUAUAUAUUUAAAUGCUUUAUAUUAACAUCGAGAGCGGGUCCUCUCAACGGUGCCCGCCAUGCUUUUUUUUUACAGUUGCCCGGACUGGACUGAGUUUUUAUUGACAACUGAAGGCUACCUGGAAGGGGAGGGUGAGGUGAGGGGUAUUCAGCUGCAACAUGCAACUUCACCACUAGAUGUCACUAAAUACUACACACUGAACCUUUAACUGACAAAGCGAAUGGUUGUUUGUAUCUAUAUUGAAGCCGUCGACUUUUUAAGGGGGAAUUGGCCUCAGCCCCCACGACCCUCUAAGGUGUAGAUGAUGUAUAUAUUUGUGUUAUUUAACCUUUUUUGUAAUUAUAAAUAUCAGAAAGGCAGUUUGUUGCAUCUGCAACUUGUUCAAGGGUUCUUUGCACACAUUAUCAAAAUGACACAAGAGUUUACGUGGCACAGUUGAUUAUUUCUUUUAAAAGAUCAUUCUGUCAGAAAUAACCUUUUCAUCGUGUACGUAUAUGGGAAACACUUGUAGCGAAUGCCUCCAUGACACAUUCAGAGCAAUGUAAAUAGUCUAAAUGCACAUCAAAUAGUGUUUUUUUCUGAGAUGGUUUGUAUCAUUUUAGGUAGUGUUCAUUUGUGUGAUCAUUCUAGUUUAGUGAGUUAUUUGAUGUUAUAAUAACAGGGUGAAAUAACAGAGACUGACUCCUGAUUGGUCGAGCAUGUGUGUCGUGAUGCCGCGACUCCAAACCACGAUCACGAUCUGGCUGCAAAGGACAUAAAAAGCAAAAGACAUCCAUGUCCGAGAUAUUUUUGCUUCACUUUUGUACAACUGAAGGAGAAACCACUGGCCCGAAUAUCUGUUAUUGUGAUUAUGAUGAGUAAAACAUGACUUGAAUUCCAAAUGUAUAAAAUCAACUCAUUUGCUUAUACUGUUUUGAAAUAUAUCAUCGGUACAUUA